AUGGUAGGUUCUUUGCCACGGGAUCAGGUCAGUCACUGUAGAAAAUUCCACGGUGCGACGAAUCCAUAUUAUUUUCCCGACAGACUGAUAAUUCCAGGCGCUGUAGCGGCAAAAACGGGAAAAGUUGUGCCGUUAAGUCCACAAGAACUCAUCUCCUGCACCACGAACGCGAACGGCAAUGACGGAUGCAACGGCGGCUACUUGGACUUGGCCUUGAAAUACGUCAAAGAAGAGGGGCUUUCGGCCGCCAAAUCGUCGCCAUUCGUCUCUUCGCGGGGCCGAAUUCCUCAAUGCCAAGUGGGCCGAAAAGUGGGGAAAAUCAAAAAUUACAAACAAAUCCCAAAAAGACGCGAGGACUUGAUGCAAAGGUUUCUCUACAACCAGGGACCGUUGAGUGUUAGUAAGUCGAUUUUUCAGUCGUCUACGCUCGCAAAACGCCCCUUGUUUUAGCCAUUGACGCUCGCCAACUCCGCCAUUACAAGCAUGGGGUUCUUCGGCCGAGGAAACCCGCCGGCGGCUGGCAAAUCAAUCAUGCCGUCACGAUCCUCGGCUACGGCGAGGAAAAGGUGCCGUUUUGGAUUGUGAAGAACUCGUGGGGCACGGAAUGGGGAGAAAAGGGGUUCUUCCGACUACUCAGAGGGCAGAAUUCAUUGGCCAUCGGGCAGGAGAGCUACGUGGCGUUCGUUUCAAACGAAAAUUAA
Molecule: messenger RNA, 701 nt
Organism: Bursaphelenchus xylophilus (pine wood nematode)
Lineage: Eukaryota; Metazoa; Nematoda; Chromadorea; Rhabditida; Aphelenchoididae
Source: the annotation of a GenBank genome assembly